Plasmopara halstedii is the source of this 3657-nucleotide messenger RNA. Its product is annotated as voltage-gated ion channel superfamily. The transcript has 6 exons. The record is from RefSeq and is a predicted model, not a curated record. Gene Ontology annotation, biological process: potassium ion transmembrane transport. Gene Ontology annotation, molecular function: voltage-gated potassium channel activity. Bases 1 to 3657 code for a protein of 1218 amino acids. NCBI's taxonomy places the organism in Eukaryota, Oomycota, Peronosporomycetes, Peronosporales, Peronosporaceae. Gene Ontology annotation, cellular component: membrane.
AUGCUUCCGUUUGCCAACGUGGUCGAUGACCGAACAAAUGGAAUCAGCUGUGAAAACGAGAAAAGGGAGCAAAACGAAGCAAAUCAAGUAAAAAGAUUGUCACAUCGAAUUGUGCAUGACGAAUCACCAACCGGUGACACUACAACUCUGUCGUAUCCAUCCAUCAUGAAUGUCACCCUUUCAACAACAGAAGUACAAGCGACAAAGCCCCAGCUCGUGGAAUCAGCAAUAGAAAACUUUUAUCCCGAUAGAAUUAAAACGACAAUCUCUAUGUUUCUAAACGCCAUGGUGAAAUUGACUACCCGCGAUCUCCCGUUACGACAUUCUCCACGUUUAAUUCAGGCAAUGGGAUGGCGAGAACGUAUUUGUUUCUACCUCACAAAUCCCGAGAAAUCAUAUAUUGGUUGGCGACUACAGCAAAUUAUCAUGUUUUUGCUUGUCAUCAAUGUUGGAGUCAUGGCGAGCGAAACCCUCGAUGGACCGCAGUACGGUAGUACAGACCCUGCAUUCGCUUACAUGCUCAGUGAAAGUGCUUACAAUGAUAUCGAGACAUUAUUCUCGCUACUGUAUAUAACGGAAUUUCUCGUUCGCUGGUACACAGUUCCGAAACGAAUUCAGUUCUUGAAAUCAGUCUCCACAUGGAUCUACUUUUUAGCCGCAGUAGCAGCACUACCAAAACUAGUAUUGCCAACACAGAACAAGCAAUCGGAUACAAUGCGAACGGAUUCAAUAUCGUAUAAUCUCCGUAUUCUCCGCGCAGUUCGUUUAAUAGUUGCGGUCGCUCCGUUUGUUGGAACUAAAGUGCUCCUACGCGCCAUAGCUGAGGCAAUCGCUCCCCUCAAAAUUACGCUUUUCUUCUUGAUUGCCGUCGUGAUGGUGUUUGCUACGGCCAUUUUCUAUGCCGAACCUUGCUAUGAUUUGCAAACCUGCACAUUUACUGAUAUCUUCAAUACGGGAUACUUUGUUAUGCUCACUGUUUCCACGGUUGGGUAUGGAAGUCAAGUGCCUUCGAUGAACAAUUUCGGUUCUCUGCUACUUGUAUGUCUCGUGAUGAUCUUUGGCACUAUUUACUUCUCAAUGCCUCUGGCAAUCGUUGGCAUUAAGUAUGACUUGGCAUGGUUGGACCAUGACGAACAUCUUGCUAAUGUAAAGCAGGAACAAAGCAGAUUGCAAAAUGAUUGUACAAGUUCAGAGCCUGUUUCGUCUGGUGACGUCUUACGACCUCAAAGUUUUGACGCAUAUGAUGAUACAACGAAAAAAGUGGACGAUACACUCGAAAAGGUCGAAGCACAUGUAAUUCAGUAUACAAGCUUAGUUACGAGCGAUCGAUUUUACACACUGUUACAAGGGCUUUUCGAUGCCAAUUCAACGCUUCAAGGUUUGCUAUCUCCAAAUGAAAACGCAUUGAGCUCUUCCACGACACUGGAGUCUCUAACUCAAAUAAGUAAAAGACGUAAUGAUAAGAUGUCGCAAGCGGUAGAUGUGAUGGUGAAAGUAAUUGAAGUUCACUCUAAAAUCUGCUUACAGACUCAAGAACUACUGGAAGCCUCUACAGAUCGAGAGAAUGAUUUUAGUCGAUUUAUGUCGACAAGCAAAUUUGAGAGCAAGACUAUCAGUGGUACAUUGAGCAAAAGAAUGAUCCGCGCGAAAGGAGCAAUCGACGCAAUUAAGACCAAGGCUAUGAGUGCUAUAUCUCGUCGUGAUAGCCACACUAAUCCCAACAGCUUCCGAGCUUAUAUUUGGAACGUACUUGAGUACCGUUUAGAUACGUGGCACUCACGUGUGAUUAACAAAACGCGCAUGAUUGCAGUAGUGCUCAGUAUUGCAAUGUUUUACAUGCAAACGACGCCGGAAUUGCAGAAUACAGGAAUCAAAACAUUUCUUUGCUUGCGUAAUGUUUAUGAUCAUUGUGAACGAUACGAUGAGUUAGGUUGCUACGUGUUUCGACAAAUUUCAUCGUCUGGAUCGGAACUUUCGGUUGAAGUAACAACACAGCGAUUGAGCCGUCACUGCUCCAUUGGUGACAAAGAUGAAACGUGUUAUGGGUCAGGUGUCAAUUUUGCAUCGGAGAAUUUUCCUUUGGCUUGUACUGACGUCUUUCCGUCGCGAUCCGGUAUCGAGCACGUUUGCAAAAAUCGAUUGUGUAAUCCACCAGUGCUUUAUCUGUUUGACAUGGAGCCAUACUGGAUCUACUUUGAAAUUCUCUUUGGCUUCUUAUUCACAUUAGAAAGUGUCAUGCGUGUUUACGCACAUCCUGUGCGACGUCAUUUGUGGGGUGAUUACAAGUUAAUGGUUAAUGUUCUCGUACUUCUCCCAUUUUACGUUGAGAUCGUCGAAAUUAUGAUAGGAGAGUGGCCAACCUACGCUGUCGGACCAGCAAUACCUUCGUUCUUUACUGCUGUUCGAAUUUUAAAAAGUUUGCGUAUUUUGAAACUGGGAAGUCACAUUCCAGGUGCUCGUGUACUGAUUCAAACAGCGCAAUUAGUCUCAGAACGACUAGUAAUCCCGCUUUUCUUCUUGUUUUUAGGCUGCGUCAUCUCUGCGGCUGUGUUUUUUGAAUUAGAGCGUGGAACAGAGUGUUUUGUUGGUCAAACGUGUAUGUGGUGGCAUAUAAAUGUUCUAACGCCGGAACUGUCAGAAGGUUUGCCGAUUGGAAAGCGUAUACUGAUCCAAAAUACACUUCCUAGUAUCAUAACCGAUAUGAUGCGGUCAACAUGGUUCUCGCUCGUCAGUUUUACAACGGUUGGUUACGGAGAUUUACGUCCUCGUACAUCCCUGGGAAAAUUGGUCGACAUUAUUGGAGUGAUAUUCAGUUCAUGUUAUACUGCAAUGCCCUUGACUCUCGUGGGUGGACAAUUUUACGUUUGUUAUGAACUCCACGCGCAAAAAGAGCGUCUGAAAAAGGAAAGUUUAAAAGUACAGAUCGUUCCAUGCGUCUCUGACAAUGAUAAUUCUGCUGAAGUUGAGAGUGAAGCUAAAAAAGCCAUUUCAAAUGCAAUUGAAACAUCCACCACGUCUCUUUCAAGAUCUAACUCCACUGUUUGUCCCUUGAAUACCGUUCAAGAUGAAGAAGUCAUCGCUACACAACGUAACACACGACUGACUGAAGAAGAAAUUAUUCAACAAUUUUUCCUCAUGCAGAAAGUUUUUCACGAAAUGAUUGAUGACAUCAGUAUUUUAAUUCAGCUAAGGAAUGAGCAAUUCAACUUGAUAAAGAAACAAGCCAGUGACGAUUUGACACUGUCGAGACAACGAGAAGAAGUGAUAAAGACCAAGAUAUUAGUCAAUCUAGACUUUUGUUUGGCGGCAUGUUUGAAUUUUUCAGCCAUGAUUGAACGCUGCUAUGGGUCGAAGAGAGCACCAAAGCCAUUGCCAUCAAUCGCUCAUCAUACCAAUGCAUUGCUGGCCGCAGCAGAUGUUUCAAAUAAGUUGUUACAGGCCAAUACAGACGCAACACUUAAGCCAAGUCAGAGCAGAAGGAGUUUAAGUUGGAAAAAUUCAAGCGCAGAUCUGGCGAUGCCUCGUCUUCAGCCAAAGCGGACAUUAAAAAAGAUUGCCACGUUGUCUAAAGUGCUAGCUGUGCAAUACAGAUCAUCAGGAAAUAUUACAGAUUUGGAGGAUAUUACCGACCCCCAGAACGAAGUGCGACCUGAAUGA